UGGUGCAUUGGAGAAAGAAAUGGUAAAAGUGGGUGUCAUGAUAGACAAGAACUCUAGAGUGGGGAGGCAUAUUGACAUGGCGCUGUCCGAUUUUUAUGCUGAGCAUGCAAGCUACCGUACGAGGUUGUCUCUUUGCUCCAGGGAUUCCCAGAACGAUGUCGUUGCAGCCGCUUCCGCAGCCUUAGAUUUGAUGGAAAAUGAACAAGUGUAUGCCAUAAUUGGACCGGAAUGGUCCUCGCAGGCCAAAUUCGUCAUUGAUCUUGGAGCUAGAGCCCAGGUUCCUAUCAUAUCAUUCUCGGCCACAAGUCCUUCCCUCUCCCCAGCCCAGAACAUCUACUUUGUUCGAACUACAUACGAUGAUAGUGUCCAAGUGAAGGCAAUCGCUGCAGUCGUUCAAAUCUUUGGUUGGAAAGAGGUUGUUCCUCUCUAUGAAGACACCGAAUAUGGCAACGGCCUGAUUCCAUGCAUCACUAAUGCCUUUCAAGAAAUAGACACCAGGGUACCUUACAGAAGUGUGAUCCAUCCAUCAGCCCAUGACAUUGAUAUACUAAAUGAGCUCAUAAAGCUGAUGACAAUGCAGACAAGGGUUUUCCUGGUUCACAUGACUGCUUCGCUCGGGUCUCGGCUAUUCUUGCAGGCGAAUAAGGCAGGGAUGCUGAAUGAUGAGACUGUGUGGAUUGUGACUGAUGGGUUGACAUCAUUGCUCGACCCAGUUGGGUAUAGAGCGAAAGAGUCCAUGCAAGGUGUGAUAGGGGUGAGGCCUCACCUCCCAAUGUCGAAGCGACUGGAACGCUUCAAGAAGAAAUACUUAAUUGGGGCUAGGAAGUUGAAUCUCUUCGCCUUAUGGGGGUAUGAUACCGUUUCCGCAUUAGCCAAUGCAGUCGAGAUGGCGUGGUGGAAUUCCUCCAAGUCUCGAAACCGGAGGAGGACUAGGCCAAAAGCUGGAGACGGACUCCGUCCUUCUAAGUUCGAAGUCUUCAAUGUGGUUGGGCACAAUGAAUGGGUCAUAGGGUAUUGGACCCCCAAACACGGACUCUGCAGUAAGCGAACCAAGUCUAACGUAAGUAACUUCACCAAAAAAGAAAAUGGGUGUCGAACUUCCAAGGAUAACCUGAUGCCACCCAUAUGGCCCGGGGGAACACGACAGCAGCCCAAGGGUUGGGUGAUUCCCACAGUGACAGGGAAGAAGAUGAAGAUCGGGGUCCCAGUCACCCAAAGGUUCAGUGAGUUCUUCAAGAUUGUUUGGGACCCACAAACCGAUGUUCCAACCUAUUCUGGGUUCUCUUAUGAUGUGUUUCUUGAGGUGUUGAAAGAGUUGCCCUUCGCUCUUCCUUACGAGUUCAAGCCGUUCAUGAACGCGAGUCGCCAGAGUGCUGGAUCUUAUGAUGAUUUGCUCUACCAAUGUUAUUUGCAGGUAGUUGAUGCAGUGGUAGCAGAUAUGACCAUCAUUGCAAACCGGUCCAACUAUGUAGACUUUGCUUUGCCCUACUCAGAAUCAGGCGUGUCGAUGUUGGUGGCAAUGAAAGAUGACAAGCGAAGGAACAUGUGGAUCUUCCUAAAGCCGCUCAAGUGGAACCUUUGGUUAACGACUGGCCUGGCUUUCGUAUUCAAGGGCUUCAUAGUGUGGGUCCUCGAGCGCCAGAAGAAUGAGGACUUCAAUGGGUCCCCGGGCGAACAAUUCAGGCUCUGUCUCUGGUUUUCCUUCUCCACGCUCGUUUUUGCCCACCGGGAGAGGAUAAUGAGUAACUUGACAAGACUGGUGCUGGUGAUAUGGUUGUUUGUCGUGCUGAUCAUAACACAGAGUUACACAGCAAACUUGGCCUCGUUGUUGACCGUACAGCGGCUACAACCUAAGUUUGUUGACGUGCAUGACCUUGUGAGGAACCGGCACUAUGUUGGAUACCAGAGCUCGUUUGUGAAAGAGCUUCUGAUACGAGAGAUGAACUUUGACGAGUCAAGGCUGCGUUCUUACAGCUCCCCGGAGAAGUACCACAAAGCACUGAUGAAAGGAAGUGGCAACGGUGGGGUUGAUGCGAUCUUCGAUGAGACUCCCUACCUCAAACUUUUCCUUGCCAAGUACUGUGACAAGUACACCAUAAUUGGACCGACCUACAAGACGGAUGGGUUCGCCUUCGUGAGUUCUACUUCUCUAUCUCUAUGCAGUAUGCACUAUUACCUCUAA
Molecule: messenger RNA, 2182 nt
Organism: Punica granatum (pomegranate)
Lineage: Eukaryota; Viridiplantae; Streptophyta; Magnoliopsida; Myrtales; Lythraceae
Source: RefSeq, a predicted model, not a curated record